Messenger RNA from Exophiala bonariae, 795 nucleotides. RefSeq lists its product as uncharacterized. Bases 1 to 795 code for a protein of 264 amino acids. NCBI's taxonomy places the organism in Eukaryota, Fungi, Ascomycota, Eurotiomycetes, Chaetothyriales, Herpotrichiellaceae. Gene Ontology annotation, cellular component: ascospore wall; prospore membrane; lipid droplet. The transcript is spliced from 2 exons. The record is from RefSeq and is a predicted model, not a curated record.
AUGGCCCGAGUACCACUUGAUGCAACCUGGCUCUAUCCUUUGAAGGGCAUCUUUUAUUUCGUCCGACACCCUUACCUGUAUCCUCUCUUUCGAGCACGCCUAAUACCUAUCCUUCUUCUAUCCGCCUUCAUCUACGCCAAUCUAUUCAUCUGGACGUAUCUGCCACAAGUCGCACUGCUUGCAGUCUUCCAUCAUGCCGGAGCAUGGGUGAAUGCGACUUUUCUGGUCUUGUCAGAGGGGACCGCAAUUGUCGCCUUGCUUUUUGAAGCCUUCUUUGUGGACGAGACUCUUGUCGACGUGUUUGAUGCUGUGCUUAUCGAUCAGGGUCUCUCGGACCUGGUCCAAGAAGGACGCCUGCUGGACACCGAUGCUCCCAAUUCGGUCAAAAUGCUUGGGAAGCCCACAGUAACAGCUAUCUACAGUCCCUUCAACCUUCGCCAAAUUUUAGAAUUCAUCGUACUGAUUCCGGUGAACUUGAUUCCGAUCAUUGGCGUGCCGAUCUUUCUCAUUCUCACUGGAUAUCGAGCUGGACCGUUCCAUGGCUGGAGGUAUUUCAAACUUCGUGGGUUUUCUAAAAAGGAACGAAACGAAUACAUCGCACAACGCAAGCUCAAAUACACGUGGUUUGGAAUCGUAGCUCUAUCUUUGCAACUGGUUCCUGUCUUGAGCAUGUUUUUCUUGCUUACAACCGCGGCUGGAAGUGCUCUAUGGACAGCGAAGAUGGAAAAGGCUCGUCGGAGCCGGGAAGCAGUCGCUGCUGCCCCAAAUGGACAGUACAGAGACGAUCCAGCUUAG